Molecule: messenger RNA, 696 nt
Organism: Didymodactylos carnosus
Lineage: Eukaryota; Metazoa; Rotifera; Eurotatoria; Philodinida; Philodinidae
Source: the annotation of a GenBank genome assembly
AUGUUGGAUAAAAUACUUAAGAAUAAAAAUUCCAUAUUUAUUGAUGAUGAUCUAACCGAUUUAAGUUGGCUUGUACAAUGGAAAGAACAAACAUCAUUUCAAGAUAGAAAUAAUUUCGAAACAAAAUUUUUGGAAUCAAAAAUUAAGCAAAAACCAUUAAAAUAUCCUAACGAGGAAACCUCUCAAGAUUAUGCUAGAAAACGUUUUCAUUAUGAUCAAUAUAGUGAACAAAAUGAAAAUUAUUAUCCCCCACCCCCAAACAAUUUUCAUUCUAAUAAUUAUGUUUGUCCAUCAUCGUUAAAUUCAUUAGGAAAUAAUUCAUCGUUAGAAUUUACUCUAUUACCAACUUCUUCGACAACAGCAAUAACGACACCCAUCGUUUCUUCUUUCUUUUCUCCUUUAUCACCACCUAAAUCAGAUGAAAAUUGUUUUAAUGAUUCAUACGAACCAGUACAAAUGACAUUUGAUAAUCAAAUUCAAAUGCAUCAUUCAACUGUCAAGAAUUUUGAAUUAACGAAAUUAAAUAAUAAUAAAUGUGAGACUUAUCCAGAUGAUAUUGAACAAUUAUUAGAAAUAUUCAAAGAUGAAUAUAAUCAUAUUUUAUCAUCAGAAACAGAUGACACAUUAAAAUUGUUAGAACAUCAAUCCGGUUAUUCUUCAAAUGGUAUUGAAAAUAUUACAAAUUUUUAUUUAUAA